UAUUAGUCACGUUCCCUCAUGGAUUGGAUGACUCUCUUUCUUUGUAUUGUUUCCCAUUCCCCUCAGAAUUUGUGGCACACAUACAGUUUUCCCUUCUCUUUCUGGUUAACUUUCUCUCUCUCGGCCCCCUGUUUUUAUUCUCUUUCUCGUGAAUUAUUUUAUGGGUUUUUUUUGUUAAAAAAAUCUCCUCGAAAGGUUGCUGAAAAAGUAUUAUUUAAAAAAAAUAUUAUUCCUCCCUCUUCCUCCCUUUUGGGUUGUGUUCGUGCCAUAACGAAAGAGGAAGAACAUAGGAGAGAAAUCUAAUCAUAGCAUAGAAAAAGAGGCAUCCAGUGCAGCAAAUUCAGACGAUGAAUGGGGUCACACACCUUGAACCAGAUGACUCUGAGUUUGUUGAAGUUGAUCCAACUGGCAGAUAUGGCAGAUACAAUGAAAUCCUAGGAAAAGGAGCUUCAAAGACAGUAUAUAGGGCAUUUGAUGAGUAUCAAGGGAUUGAAGUUGCUUGGAACCAGGUCAAGCUGUAUGAUUUUCUGCAAAGUCCUGAAGAUCUUGAGAGGCUUUAUUGUGAAAUUCAUCUCCUGAAAACAUUGAAGCACAGGAACAUUAUGAAAUUCUACACUUCUUGGGUUGAUACUGCUAAUAGGAAUAUCAACUUCGUGACUGAAAUGUUCACCUCCGGUACACUUAGACAGUAUAGGCUAAAGCACAAGAGAGUUAACAUCAGAGCAGUGAAGCAUUGGUGUAGACAGAUCUUGAAUGGACUUCUCUAUCUUCAUAGUCACGAUCCCCCUGUGAUCCAUAGAGAUCUAAAAUGUGAUAACAUAUUUGUCAAUGGAAACCAAGGGGAAGUGAAGAUUGGGGAUCUUGGUUUGGCAGCAAUUCUCCGGAAAUCUCAUGCAGCUCAUUGUGUAGGGACGCCAGAGUUCAUGGCCCCUGAAGUAUAUGAAGAGGCGUAUAAUGAGCUAGUUGACAUCUAUUCCUUUGGGAUGUGCAUAUUAGAGAUGGUCACAUUCGAAUAUCCUUAUAGUGAAUGUACUCAUCCAGCUCAAAUCUAUAAGAAAGUUGUUUCUGGGAAAAAGCCAGAUGCUUUAUAUAGAGUGAAGGAUCCGGAGGUGCGACAAUUUGUUGAAAAAUGCUUGGCCACGGUGUCUCUUAGGCUUUCUGCAAGGGAGCUUCUAGAUGAUCCAUUUCUUCGAAUUGAUGAUUAUGAAUAUGAUACGAGAACUGUAGAAAAUGGAGAAUUGGAUGAAUUUGGUCCUCUCAUCAGACAGCCAUUCUUUGAUCUUCAUCGAAGCUACAGUAACUUCAGUAAUGAAUACUCAAAUGGCUUUGGGUAUGAAGGAGACUGGUGUCCUCAUCCGGCUGAGAUUGAACCAAGUGGAAUUGAACUUUUUGAGUACCAUGAUGAUGAACCCUCUGAAGAUGUUGACAUAAGCAUCAAGGGCAAGAGGAAAGAUGAUGGUGGCAUCUUUUUGAGACUAAGAAUUGCUGAUAAAGAAGGUCGCAUCCGAAAUAUUUAUUUCCCAUUUGACAUAGAGACGGACACAGCAAUAAGUGUGGCAACUGAAAUGGUUGCAGAGCUGGACAUUACUGAUCAGGAUGUUACCAGAAUAGCUGAUAUGAUUGAUGGGGAAAUUGCUUCCUUGGUACCUGAAUGGAGACCGGGACCAGGAAUUGACGAAACUCCCCGUUUUGCAAAUCAAGGUUUCUGUCACAAUUGUGUGUCUAAUCAUACUUCUAGCGGCUCUUUUUUGGAUUUUCUCUCACACAAUCCAGGUGACAAGAACCUGCAACUAGGGUGUUGUAGGCAUGGAUGUGCUUCAAUGCAUGGGCGCUUUGAGGAGAUUACCUUCCAAUCUGAAGAGUAUGACAACCAUGCUAGAGGGGAUCUGAACAUAUCAAGCCAGUUAGACAGCUUGCAGUAUCAGGAGUUAUGGAAUCAGCACGAAAGUCGUGAACUGAGUCCAGUAGAGUCUGAUCAAAGCCAUUCUGACGAACAAUGCGAACAAUUAGAUAAACUACUUCCAGCUAAGGAUAAAGAACAUGAUGUUUGGGAAAACAAGGUUUCAUUCAGUGCUGCAAAUUCUCGAAGAAAUUUAUCUGGAAGUCAUGACUUCUCUACUAUCCAAUCUGCCUACUGUGACCUAGGAGAUGACUAUGAGAAAGAGAUCCAAAAGGAACUCAGAUGGCUAAGAGCCAAGUACCAAAUGGAAUUAAGGGAUCAUAAGGACCGACAGUUUGAGCAAUCUUCACACAGUACUAACAAAGAGCACAAAACAGAAAAUGGCUUCUUGUCACCUUCACUGACAGAAACAUCAUUAAAAGAAGGUAACAAUGGGACUCAGAUGAAACCUCCUACUAAUAAGUGUCAUUAUGAUUCUAAUAACCACGCUCAUGUCCAUGAAAGCAGCCCCAAUUCGGACACCCAAAGGGCCCAAAAUUGUGAGGCGACAGAAUCCCCUGGCAAAGGUAUGGUUACUGCAAAGAGUUUUUAUACUGGCUCAUUGCUUCCACACUCUCUGCACAGGACAGUUUCCCUACCAGUUGAUGCUGUUGAUAUAUAAUUUUGUGAGGUACUCAUUGGAUUCUUUUGUAGAUUAUAUAUAAUAUAAAUUCCCCCAUAUAGAGGCUAUCCUAUUUCUACAUCAUUCCCACCUUUUUUUAUAGGAAUCUCAGUUUAUCAACAUGGAAAUCAGUAACUGCUAGCUAAAAUCCUUUUCCCACCCCCACAAAAGGCAUCAACAUACACUCGAGUGUUUAUUUAUCUAGGAUAAAGAAAAUCAGAUUUUGGUUACAAAUGUUAGUCAUCCUGAAUUUGAUAUUUGAGGCAUGUAAAAUAUGAAAACUGUAGAGUCUGUAAAUCUGUCCAAGUUUAUUUGUACUCCCUGGUAAUGAAAUAAGUAUUGAUAGACCUUUAGCUGUUUGC
Molecule: messenger RNA, 2923 nt
Organism: Vigna angularis (adzuki bean)
Lineage: Eukaryota; Viridiplantae; Streptophyta; Magnoliopsida; Fabales; Fabaceae
Product: probable serine/threonine-protein kinase WNK9
Exons: 7
Coding region: 348-2561 (737 amino acids)
Biological process (GO): intracellular signal transduction; protein phosphorylation
Cellular component (GO): cytoplasm
Molecular function (GO): protein serine/threonine kinase activity; ATP binding
Source: RefSeq, a predicted model, not a curated record